AUGGCGCUCUUUGCAAGGGUGCGGGCGCAUCAGGUCUUUGGCGCGGAUACGGAUGUGGGCAAGACGAUCUUUGCCACAGGCCUUGCGCUUGCGAGCGCGGCCGCGGGCGAGCGCGUGGCGUACCUGAAGCCGGUGUCGACCGGACCGGCGCACGAGGCGGAUGCCAGCCACCUCGCGACCUUUGCGCCGCAGGUUGCAAGCACGACGCUCGUGCAGUUCAGCGAUCCGGUGUCGCCGCACCUCGCGGCGACGCAGGCGACCGGCGCGCUCCCCGACGAGGCACAGGAUGCACAGAUCAUCCACGGCGUUCGCCAAUGGCUCAUGCAGCAGCACGGCACCGCGAUCGUAGAGACGGCCGGAGGCGUGCACUCGCCGGCACCGAGCGGCCUGUCGCAGGCGGACCUGCUGCGCCCGCUGCGCCUGCCGACCGUGCUCGUCGGCUCGUCAAAGCUCGGCGGCAUCGGCACGACGCGCGCGGCGCUCGAGAGUCUGCGCAUGCGUGGCUACGAUAUCGACGCGGUGCUCCUCUUUCCAUCGGAGCGGUACGGGAACGACGUGUACCUUGGGCGCCUGCUAGAGGAGGAGCAUGGCAUUCCGGUCUUUGCGCUCGGUGGCCCGAGCGACGGGGGGUGGGGCGCGCCCCCCAUCCGCGCGCCGACCACGGCUGAGGACGUCGCGGCGAUGCGUACGUACUAUGCUGGGCUCGUCGCGGGGCGCGACGGCGGCGGCCUCGGCAGCGUCGUCCGCCACCUCCAAAAGCGGCAUACAGACCGCCUCGCCGAGCUCCGCACGCUCGGCACGCGCACGUACGAGCAGUGCUGGUGGCCGUUCACACAACAUGCGCGGUACACGCCGCAGGAUGUGAUGGCGAUCGAUAGUGCGCAUGGCGAUACGUUUGCGACGUACAACGCCACGUCGCAGUCGCUCGACGCGACUCUCGACGGAUCCGCGUCGUGGUGGACACAGUGCUUUGGGCACGCGCAUCCCCGCCUUACGCAGGCAGCCGCCUACGCCGCGGGACGCUACGGCCAUGUCCUCUUUCCGGGUGCGGCGAACCAGCCGGCGCUCGACCUCGCAGAGCGCCUGCUGGGCACGCAGCCCCUGGCGUUCCCUGCGCCGGGGUCGUGGGCGAGCCGCGUGUUCUUUAGCGACGACGGCAGUACCGCGAUGGAGGUCGCGCUGAAGAUGGCGAUCCAGUCGUCGGCGCGGCGGUACGCGCCCCAGGCCGGCUCCAAGGCGACGCAGCAGCGCAUCCGUCCUGGACGCGCCGCCGGCUCGCUCGGCGGGCGCCCAGAGCGCGAGUGGGAGGUGCUGGGGCUGCAGGGAAGCUACCAUGGCGACACGAUCGGCGCGAUGGACGCGUGCGAGCCGAGCACGUACAGCGACCACGUCGCGUGGUACCGCGGGCGGGGCUACUGGCUCGCUCCUCCGGCCCUUGCGACGCGCAACGGCCAAGUCGACAUUGUCGCGCCCCCGUCCGAGGACUGGGAUUUCGGCACAAAGCCGCUGGGCUCGUUUGCAUCGAUGGAGGAGGCGUACGACGUCGAAAAGCGACUCGGUACACCGCUGGCAGACGAGUACCGCGCGGCGAUCAACGCGACGCUCGAGCGGCUGGUCAUUGUCGACUGCCGCCGCUUUGGCGCGCUCGUGCUCGAGCCGCUGGUGAUGGGCGCAGGCGGCAUGGUGUUUGUCGAUCCCCUCUUUCAGCGUAUCCUGAUCGACGUGGUGCGUGCGCGCGAGGACCUCUUUGCGAUGCAGGAUGCGCCGCUGCGUGAUGCGGUGAGCCCAGCAGCGGAUGGGCGCUCGCCGUCCGAGUGGCGCGGCCUGCCGGUCGUCUUUGACGAGGUCUUUACCGGCCUCUUUCGCCUGGGCUAUGCGAGCGCGACCGAAGUCCUCGGCACGACGCCGGACAUUGCGUGCUACGCCAAGAUCCUCUCGGGUGGCCUGGUGCCACUCUCGGUGACGCUGGCAUCGUCGAGCAUCUUUGACACUUUCCGCCAGACGCCGGAAAAGGUGCAUGCGCUCCUGCAUGGGCACAGCUACACGGCGCACCCCGUCGGGUGUGCGGUGGCGAACGAGACACUGUCGCUCCUCGACGAGAUGGUGCGCCGCAAGGACUGGGCGCCCUUCCAGGCGCAGUGGGGCGCCGCAUGGAGCUUUUGGGACCGCGCUUUUGUCGAGCGCCUCUCGCGCCUGGACGGCGUCGCAAGCGCCAUGGCCCUCGGCACCGUCCUGAAAAUCGAGCUGGCAGACGCGGCCGGCGGCUACGCGUCGACGGCUGCCGAAGGCCUCCUGGCCGCGCUGCGCAGCGAGCACAUCCAUCUGCGCCCGCUGGGCAACGUGGUCUACGUGAUGUGCAGCCUGAAUACCCCCCAGGCAAUCUUGUCCCAAACGCAAGCGGCGCUUGAAGCGCAGCUACGUAGCUAA
This is a messenger RNA of Malassezia japonica, 2427 nucleotides long. RefSeq lists its product as uncharacterized. The transcript is spliced from 3 exons. The record is from RefSeq and is a predicted model, not a curated record. Bases 1 to 2427 code for a protein of 808 amino acids. Gene Ontology annotation, molecular function: S-adenosyl-L-methionine:8-amino-7-oxononanoate transaminase activity; magnesium ion binding; pyridoxal phosphate binding. Gene Ontology annotation, cellular component: mitochondrion. Lineage: Eukaryota; Fungi; Basidiomycota; Malasseziomycetes; Malasseziales; Malasseziaceae. Gene Ontology annotation, biological process: biotin biosynthetic process.